This is a messenger RNA of Cyprinus carpio (common carp), 661 nucleotides long. RefSeq names its product splicing factor 3B subunit 5. The record is from RefSeq and is a predicted model, not a curated record. Lineage: Eukaryota; Metazoa; Chordata; Actinopteri; Cypriniformes; Cyprinidae. Gene Ontology annotation, cellular component: U2 snRNP; precatalytic spliceosome. Gene Ontology annotation, biological process: mRNA splicing, via spliceosome.
GAGCGGAACUCUUGUCCGCGCCAAUGUUUUCCACAGCGACAGAUAUCUGAGUAACUCCUUCCGCUCCGGCUACAGCCUGUGCAUAGCCGCAAAGCUAACAACACUGAGUAACGUUACUGUUACAGGAAUCUGUCUUUCACUUUCCUCACAUUUGACUCCGGUUUUACUUUAGAGAGUUGAAGAUGACCGACCGUUACAACAUCCACAGUCAGCUGGAGCAUCUGCAGUCGAAGUACAUCGGCACAGGCCACGCAGACACCAGCAAAUGGGAAUGGCUGGUAAACCAGCACAGAGACUCCUACUGCUCCUACAUGGGCCAUUUCGACCUUCUCAAUUACUUCGCUGUCGCUGAGAACGAGAGCAAGGCUCGGGUCCGCUUUAACCUGAUGGAGAAGAUGCUGCAGCCGUGUGGUCCACCAGCCGACAAACCUGAAGAUGCUUAGUCCCUACAGCUGGAUGUUUUCUGUUCAUUCAGUGCUGGGAGAUCAAAUAUAGAGACCCUGGACACACGGGGGGUUAUGGGUGACCUUUGAAUCCUCUUGUUUGUGAACCAGUCAAUGUUCUCUCUUUUUUUAUGCCUCUUUUUUGUGAUAUUUUGUAUAGAUUGUUAAACUACAAUUGUGUUUGAAGAAAAUAAAAUUGAUACCCUCUUACAAAUGCA